AUGGCGGCAGCAAGCACACCACACGAGCCGAACUGCAUUCCUGAAACGGAGACCCACACCGAUGUUAUGCGGCGUCUAGAAGCUGCUUUUGACCGCUUCUGGCACAACCUAAACGAACGGCUGCAAGCACCCCAAGCAACCCUGCAAACCUUACCAAGAACGAGUAAGCUGAAUCGUCCCCGUGGAGAAAGAAGACAGGUACCAUCGCACAGGCAGGCAGCGCGCAAGACUGGAGUUGUGAGUGGGGGGAAGAGAUCCUCCACUCCAGGCAAAGUAACUGCCCCCAAGCUACUAAUCCGACAUCUGCUGCGGAGGCUGGGGACCCACCGCAGCCACAAGCGACAAAACAGAGGGAGCACCAACCAUCCCUUACCCCAGAGGGACUUAGCCAGGAAAAACAGGGCCCGAGUCUGUAGCGUCACAAUGAUGAUCUUCGCUACGACCCAGGGCUGGAGGGCCCCCAUGCCCAGCCCCUACCUGGCACAACCCAUGGACAGCCAGUAUUCCCCCCAUGUCGGGGUAUCGGCUGAAGAUGGACUCUCUGAACAAGCCAUCCUUAUUCCAACACCAACAUGCUUGAGAAUAAGGCGCAAAGUAUUGUAUGCUUCCUUUUGA
Molecule: messenger RNA, 615 nt
Organism: Pelobates cultripes (western spadefoot toad)
Lineage: Eukaryota; Metazoa; Chordata; Amphibia; Anura; Pelobatidae
Source: the annotation of a GenBank genome assembly